AUCGGUCGGUCAUUCGAUUUCCAGGUGGAGUUUGUUGUGUGUGUUGAAUCAAGUGGUUUUAGGAAAUUUUGCAAGUUGUCUUAACUUUUUUAUUUAUUUUAACUUCAACUCAAUUUUAAUUUAACAAUCAGUUUUGUGAGUUUGGAAAGUGUUUUCCAAGAUGCGUCGAGACGGUGAAGACUCCAAUGAUAACAAACCGGAACCGGAACAGUAUCGCAAACUAUUUAUCGGCGGCUUGGAUUACAGAACAACGGAUGAGUCUUUGAAAAAGCACUUUGAGAAAUGGGGAGAAAUCGUCGAUGUUGUUGUUAUGAAAGAUCCAACAACAAAACGGUCGCGUGGUUUUGGGUUCAUUACGUAUUCGAGGGCUCAUAUGGUCGAUGACGCCCAGAAUGAUCGCCCCCAUAAGGUUGACGGGCGUGUUGUUGAACCCAAACGAGCUGUCCCACGACAGGACAUUGGUAGACCUGAAGCGGGGGCCACUGUCAAAAAAUUGUUCGUGGGGGGCUUAAAGGAUGACGUAGAAGAGGAAGAUUUAAGAGAUUACUUCAAAACUUAUGGUACCAUAUUGUCCUGUACCAUUGUUACUGAUAAAGACACGGGAAAGAAACGCGGAUUUGGCUUUAUUGAAUUUGAGGAUUAUGACCCUGUAGAUAAAAUUUGUUUAUAUCGCCACCACCAAAUUCGCGGGAAGCACAUAGACGUUAAAAAAGCCCUCAGUAAAGCAGAGAUGGACCGGGCGAAUCAAGGGGGCGGCAAUAUGGGCGGUGGAGGCGGCCCUCGCGGAGGUCGUGGUGGAGGACGGGGCAACUACGGAGGCGGAGGCGGUAGUAACUGGAAUCGAGGAGGUCCUAGUGGCGACUGGAAUAACUCUCAAGGUGGUUACAACAGCGGUAAUUCUUGGGGCAACAACCCUUGGGAUAACCAGUCAGGCAACAACUGGGGCGGUCCUCAGAGUUCCGGUUACAAUUCUGGUGGAAACUGGAGCGGUUCCAAUGAUAAUUAUAGUGGUGGUUAUCAGCAGAAUUACGGAGGCGGCCCCGUGCGUAACAACUACCAACAGAACCGUCCGGCCCCUUACAAAUCGUUAAAGGCAAUUGAUAGCAGGAAGAAAAUGGAUUAAUAAUUACACAUACACACACAGACUGUUGAUAAUCCUGGCGGCGGAUAUGGAGGCAAUUAUGGCAAUCAAAACGGUGGAAAUAUGGGCGGUCCAGGCAACAGGAGAUACAAUAACAUGUAAGUGCAACUGGGCAACGCUGCUAAAACAGUGCCAGGUGUACAUAUGUUUCAUAUCCGAAUCCUCAAAAAAGCAUAUAGCAUAUAACAGUUAUAUUUAUAAAAUGUAGUUCACCACCGGAAUAUUAACACGUUUCUGUGAGAAUAUAAAAUUUUUGGUUUGGCAAUUUUCUUAUUGCCAAUUCAGAAAUUACCUUACGAACAUUUUGAGGUGUUGUUAGUGAUCUUUUGUGUAUUAAUUAUGUUCAUUGGUCAUGAAUUGGUGUCCAGGAAUCUUUAUAGCGUUACGACGCCACUAUGUUAGGUCACUAUUACUAGAUAUAGGUUACUUAUUUAUAUUGACUUGUGUACUUUGAUUAUUUAUUAAAGUUCAUAAAAUUAUUAAA
Molecule: messenger RNA, 1625 nt
Organism: Tribolium madens (black flour beetle)
Lineage: Eukaryota; Metazoa; Arthropoda; Insecta; Coleoptera; Tenebrionidae
Product: heterogeneous nuclear ribonucleoprotein A1, A2/B1 homolog
Exons: 5
Coding region: 161-1123 (320 amino acids)
Molecular function (GO): RNA binding
Source: RefSeq, a predicted model, not a curated record